Molecule: messenger RNA, 1122 nt
Organism: Trichophyton verrucosum HKI 0517
Lineage: Eukaryota; Fungi; Ascomycota; Eurotiomycetes; Onygenales; Arthrodermataceae
Exons: 1
Coding region: 1-1122 (373 amino acids)
Source: RefSeq, a predicted model, not a curated record
AUGUCGUUGCUGCUAGGGCCCCGAGCUGCCAGGCUUCGCUGCUCACCUCCUUUCUCCAGCUUGCUCAGCCCAAAACCGCGGCUAAUCGGGGCGCAGCAAAGCGUCAGAUUCUCUUCUGCGAAAGCCAGCAGUGACCGAGGGACCAGCAGUGAGAGCGUAUGGGGCCUGAAGGAGAACAACCCGGGCUACUGGGAAGGGUACCUGUCCACACGCCCAGUGUACGGGGAUAAGUUCUACAACCGCAUCUACGAGUACCACGCCGCCCAUGCUGGGUCAUCGCCAGCCUCGUUCUCAACCGCCCACGACGUAGGCGCCGGGCCGGGCCAGGUAUCAGUCCAGCUCGCCCGCAAGUUCUCCCAUGUUGUUGUGAGCGACCCCAGCGAGAACUAUCUCGAGUAUGCCAGCCACUACCUCUCAGCACAAGAAGGCCUGUCUCCGUCACAGUUCACGUACUCCGUCUCAACAGGCGAAGAGCUGGGAGCCAAUUUCCCGCCUGCGUCCGCCGACCUGGUCGUCUGCCCGCUGAUGUUCCCGCUGAUGGACUGCAAUGCGGCCCUGACGAGCUUCCAGUCCCUGCUCAAGCCCAACGGGACACUCGCCAUCUGGUUCUACAGCCGGGUACACUUCUCAGAGCCCGAGUAUGCGCAGACCUGCCAGCCGCUGCUGGACCGGAUCAUCAACCACCACUACGGCCGAGAGAUCCAGGGCAACGGGCCAGAGCACUCGGCUAAGUGGAAGCCCGUAGCGGACCAGAUAGCAAGCUGGCUGGACAACGUCCCGUUCGCAGAGGCUGAAUGGCACUCCGUCGAGCGGUGGAAGUGGAACAGGAGCUGGACGGACAUGGGCUUCUUCACGCAGGGCGCAUGCGACUUCAAGGUGGAGCCGACGAGCUGCGUAGGGGAGAAGGAGAAGGUCAUCGAGGUCGAGGACAGAAAUUUCUGGCGCAAGGACUGGGACGUCAGCCAGCUUCGCAAGUUUGUGUACCACAUGUGUCCCUUCAGAGACAUGGAGAGGGAGGCGAUGGGGGAGACAUGGGCGGAGUUGGCGACGAGGAUGGGCGGUGCUCAAGCCCAGCGAGCCUUCUCAUGGCCCGUUGUGCUGAUUCUUGUAUCCAAAAAAUAA